Blastomyces dermatitidis ER-3 is the source of this 486-nucleotide messenger RNA. RefSeq lists its product as uncharacterized. Lineage: Eukaryota; Fungi; Ascomycota; Eurotiomycetes; Onygenales; Ajellomycetaceae. The record is from RefSeq and is a predicted model, not a curated record. The transcript is spliced from 5 exons. Bases 1 to 486 code for a protein of 161 amino acids.
AUGCCUCCUAUAAAGAAUCGACCGAAUUGCGCUUUGGAGCGUCGCGGGCUACGGAGGAUAAGGGACUAUACACUUCGGAGUGUAGUGGUGGCGGAUGAAAGCCCUUCGAACGAUAUCGAACCGACCGAACUAUACGCUUUGGAGCGUCGCGGGCUACGGAGGAUAAGGGACUAUACACUUCGGAGCGUAGUGGUGGCGGAUGAGGGCCCUUCGAAUGAUAUCGAACUGACCGAACUAUACGCUUUGGAGCGUUGUGGGCUACGGAGGAUAAGGGGUUAUACGCUUCGGAGCGUAGUGGUGGCGGAUGAAAGCCCUUCGAACGGUCAAAUCGAGCCGACCGGGUAUACGCGUUGGAGCGUCGUGGUGACUACAGAUCAAUGGGGUUUGGCGCUUCGGAGCGUCGUGGUGGCUAAGGAAAACUCACAAACUGAAUCGAACCGAACCGAUCGAAUAUACGCCUCGGAGCGUCAUGAUGGCUAUAUAUAG